CUAUAGUUCAUUCUCUCGUUUCCUCUCACACUCCCAUAUUUAUGCAAGUAUCAGUGCAAUUCGCGCGUGCGUUGGUGUAAGUUUGCAGUGCUGUGAGACACGUUAAACAUCGGAGUCUUAUUUUUCGCCACAAUAAACCCGCAAUUGCAAUAAGUACUCCAACUGGAGUCACUGCCCAAACGGAAAAGUGCCGAGUAGUGGUGACAACAAUCGCCUUCAUUUUUCAUUGCCAGUUGAGAUAAUUUCUAAAAAAUGUCAGCAAAAGCGAUUCGCGAAGCGACCGGCAAGGAUUUGAUAAACCGUAAGCUAGCGAACGGCACAAAGGCGGCGAAAUGUCGUUUCGUCCAAAUAGACGAAACCACCAACUGGAACACAGCGAUCGCUGAAAACCCCUGGCUGUCCACUGAGAAACUAGUGGUCAAGCCAGAUCAGCUGAUCAAACGUCGCGGUAAACUAGGCCUGAUCAACGUCAACGCCGAUCUGCCAUCAGUUCGUAACUGGAUAAACGAACGUAUGAACAAAGAGCAGAAAGUUGAGAAAGCAAGUGGCAAGCUAAAGACUUUCAUUAUUGAGCCCUUCGUCCCCCACAAGGCCGAGGAAGAGGCUUACGUCUGCAUCUACUCUCACCGAACAGCUGAUACAAUCCUCUUCCAUCACGAAGGGGGCGUCGAUAUCGGUGAUGUUGACGCCAAGGCUCUUAAGCUCGACGUACCAGUGGGAAAAGAACUCCCAGACAAAGCGACAAUAAUCUCAAAACUCCUUCCCCACGUGGCUGAAGCUAAGAGGAACGACAUUGCCACCUUCAUCGAAGCUCUCUACAAACUCUACGUUGAUCUCUACUUCACAUACUUGGAGAUAAACCCUCUGGUGGUAACGGACGACUACAUUUACAUCUUGGAUUUAGCUGCCAAGUUAGACACAACAGCUGACUUUAUCUGUCGUCCUGACUGGGGAGAAAUCAGCUAUCCACCUCCAUUCGGCCGUGAUGCCUAUCCCGAGGAGGCGUACAUCGCCGAUCUUGACGCGAAAUCGGGUGCCUCCCUGAAGCUAACGAUUCUCAAUCCUAACGGGAGGAUCUGGACGAUGGUAGCAGGUGGUGGUGCUUCAGUUAUCUAUUCAGACACAAUCUGCGAUUUGGGGGGUGCCUCAGAGCUCGCCAACUAUGGCGAGUAUUCCGGUGCUCCCAGUGAGCAGCAGACUUACGAAUACGCCAAGACAAUCCUUAGCCUGAUGACAAAAGAGAAACAUCCCGAUGGAAAAGUCCUCAUUAUCGGUGGUGGAAUAGCGAACUUUACGAAUGUCGCAGCGACCUUCAAAGGAAUUGUCAAGUCCCUCCAGGAAUUUCAGCCAAAACUGGUGGAACACGAUAUCAGGAUAUUUGUAAGACGAGCUGGACCAAACUACCAGGAAGGCCUACGCAUAAUUCGAGAAGUCGGUCGUCGUCUGGCCCUUCCCGUUCACGUCUUCGGCCCUGAGACCCAUAUGACAGCGAUCUGUGCAAUGGCCAUGGGAAAAAAACCUAUUCCCGAUCCAGAGGCGCAGGAAUUCUCAACAGCGAAUUUCUUGCUUCCCUCCGGGCAGGACGUGGGACCAACUUCACCCCUACCAACCCCACCACCUCCAGUUCAAAGGCCUACGGUAACGCAGGACUCAACUGAUUCACCAACAACUCAACAACUCUUCAGCAAUGGAACUCGUUCUAUCAUUUGGGGCAUGCAGACAAGGGCAGUGCAGAGCAUGCUGGACUUUGACUUCGUCUGUCGCAGGACUGUGCCAUCAGUUGCUGCUAUUGUCUAUCCCUUCGUUGGUGAUCAUAAGCAGAAGUUCUACUGGGGACACAAGGAGGUUCUGAUACCGGUUUACAAGCUGAUGAAGGAUGCUAUGGGGAAGCAUCCGGACGCUGAUGUCAUGGUAACGUUUGCCAGUCUGAGAUCUGCCUACGAGAGUACUGUAGAGACCCUCCAGUUCCCCCAGAUCAGGACGAUAGCCAUAAUAGCCGAGGGAAUACCUGAGAAUAUGACGAGAAAACUAAUUCUCAUGGCACACGAGAAGAAAGUUACCAUCAUCGGUCCAGCUACAGUGGGAGGUGUUAAGCCAGGAUGUUUCAAGAUUGGAAACACCGGUGGUAUGAUGGACAAUAUACUCCACAGCAAAUUGUACAGACCGGGAAGUGUUGCGUACGUGUCGCGAUCCGGUGGCAUGUCCAACGAGCUCAACAACAUCAUCUCGAAAGCUUCCAAUGGAGUGCUCGAGGGAGUCGCUAUUGGGGGAGACAGGUAUCCAGGUACCACUUUCAUGGACCACAUAAUGAGGUACCAGAACAAUCCUCAAGCCAAGUUGAUCAUCCUUCUAGGAGAGGUCGGGGGGAUCGAAGAGUACGAGGUGUGCGGAGCACUCCAGUCUGGGAGAAUUACUAAGCCCCUAGUUGCCUGGUGCAUCGGCACCUGUGCAAGCAUGUUCAAGUCAGAAGUACAGUUUGGACACGCUGGAUCUAUUGCUCACAGCAACAUGGAGACAGCUUCAGCGAAGAACGAAGCUUUAAGAAAGGCCGGAGCACAUGUGCCCGAUAGCUUUGACACACUUGGGGAUCUCAUUGCAUCUGUCUAUGGCAAACUCGUGGAGAGUGGGAGCAUUGUACCAGCACCAGAGGUACCUCCACCAACGGUACCGAUGGACUACAACUGGGCAAGAGAGUUGGGACUCAUCAGGAAGCCAGCGUCUUUUAUGACGUCUAUCUGUGACGAGAGGGGACAGGAGCUGCUUUACGCUGGGAUGCCUGUUACAGAGGUUCUCAAACAAAAUGUCGGCAUUGGAGGAGUUGUCUCGCUGUUGUGGUUCCAGAGGUGCCUGCAGCCGACUUACUGCAAGUUUCUGGAGAUGUCACUAAUGCUCACAGCUGAUCAUGGACCUGCCGUCUCUGGGGCACACAACACCAUUGUCUGUGCCAGGGCUGGCAAGGAUCUGGUCAGCUCGCUUGUCUCUGGACUGCUCACCAUUGGUGACAGGUUCGGGGGGGCUCUUGAUGGCGCCGCACGCAUGUUCUCGGAGGCUUAUGAUGCUGGUCUACAUCCUCAAGAGUUUGUUAAUAGCACGAGAAAGAAGGGACAGCUUAUUAUGGGAAUUGGUCACAGGGUUAAGAGUAUUAAUAAUCCCGAUAUGAGGGUCAAGCUCAUCAAGGAGUAUGUCUUGGAGAAUUUCCCGGUUAAGCCCCUGGUGGAGUAUGCCAUGGAGGUGGAGAAGAUCACUACCAGCAAGAAACCCAAUCUUAUUCUGAAUGUUGAUGGUAUUGUUGCCUGCGCUUUUGUGGACAUGCUAAGGCAUUCUGGAAUGUUUACGAGGGAGGAGGCUCAGGAAUACAUCGAGAUCGGGGCGAUCAACAGUUUAUUUGUCCUGGGAAGGAGUAUAGGAUUUAUUGGACAUUAUAUGGAUCAGAAACGAUUGAAACAAGGCCUCUAUCGACACCCAUGGGACGACAUCUCGUACGUCCUUCCCGAGCAGUACAAUUGAACGAAAAAAAAAUUGCAGGAAAAAAAAUCAGUGCUACGAAAUGUUGAGAAUCAUGUUCCAUUGAAUGCAUAACACGUCCAUUGCAAUAACUAACCCAGAUGAUGUUAAUACCGGCAAUGCGGUCCCCCUGCAGUUCCAGAGAAAUAGUGAAUCAAUGUUUUUGUCGAAGAAACCCUCCAGAAAUUUUUGAAAGUUAAUUAAUUCACCGGUCAAUUGAUUUUGCGGGUGAUUACGGAAAUUAUGAGGGUCUCAUUGGACAGAUAACGAUUCAGACAAAUUUUUGGAGGUAUCACAUUCCCUAGUUUGUACGAUAAAUUAGAGGAUAACCAGAUCAACGAUUGCAGCACAAAGUUUCAUGCAAAAAAAUUUAGAAAAAGUACUGAAAAAAUUAUUUUUCAAAGUAAAUAGAAAGUAAUGAGAAAUGAAAUUGCACAAUUGAAAUUUCUUAAAAACGUAGAGAUAAACGGGGAGGUUAUGAGGUAAAAUUAUGUGCAUUUGUAUUAUAAUUUAAGGGUUGCGUCUAAAUUCAAUAGAACGAGGUAAAUGAGUGAAAUAGUUGUUUAUUUUCAUUGUUUAUCUAGCUAAUAUACAUGAUUUUUAUUACUGUUAGUCAAAUGGUGAACCGUUCUCUGAAGGUUUUAAUAAGACUCUUCUUUACGAGGUCGAAUAUUUUUUUCUUUUUUUUUUCAUUAAUUUUUAGGCAUUCCGGUGGAAUGAGCAAUCUCACUUUUUCGAAAAUUAUGUUGAUAGAACAAAUGAACAUGAAUGAUUGAACCUAAUAAAAUUUGAAGGAGUAAA
Molecule: messenger RNA, 4305 nt
Organism: Diachasmimorpha longicaudata
Lineage: Eukaryota; Metazoa; Arthropoda; Insecta; Hymenoptera; Braconidae
Gene: ATPCL
Product: ATP-citrate synthase
Exons: 3
Coding region: 253-3507 (1084 amino acids)
Biological process (GO): citrate metabolic process; fatty acid biosynthetic process; tricarboxylic acid cycle
Cellular component (GO): cytosol
Molecular function (GO): ATP citrate synthase activity
Source: RefSeq, a predicted model, not a curated record